Molecule: messenger RNA, 1728 nt
Organism: Lachnellula hyalina
Lineage: Eukaryota; Fungi; Ascomycota; Leotiomycetes; Helotiales; Lachnaceae
Gene: MAL2
Product: Alpha-glucosidase
Exons: 2
Coding region: 1-1728 (575 amino acids)
Biological process (GO): oligosaccharide catabolic process
Molecular function (GO): alpha-amylase activity
Source: RefSeq, a predicted model, not a curated record
AUGAGUGCACCAAACAGAAUUUGGUGGAAGGAUGGCACUGUCUACCAAAUAUACCCCGCCUCAUACAAAGAUUCCAACAACGAUGGAUUGGGUGACAUUCCAGGUAUCAUCUCCAAGAUCGAUUAUAUCAAAGAUCUUGGUGUUGAUCUCGUCUGGCUCUCCCCAAUGUACGAUUCACCACAGCUUGAUAUGGGUUACGACAUCUCCAACUACGAAGCUGUCUACCCACCAUACGGUACCGUUGCUGAUAUGGAAACUCUGAUCGAAGCAUGCCAUUCGCGGGGCUUGCGUCUGAUUCUCGAUCUCGUCAUCAACCAUACAUCGGAUGAACACCAAUGGUUCAAAGAGUCUCGAAGGUCGAAAACCGAUCCCAAGAGAGACUGGUAUAUUUGGCGACCUGCGAAAUACGCGGCAGAUGGGACGCGAAUGCCUCCGAACAAUUGGCGGAGUUUUUUCAGUGGUAGUGCAUGGCAAUGGGAUGAACAUACACAAGAAUACUAUCUCCAUCUCUUUGCUACUCAGCAGCCGGACUUAAAUUGGGAGAAUGCCACCACUCGCCGAGCAAUCUAUGAUUCUGCCAUGGAAUUCUGGCUUCAGAAGGGGGUUGAUGGAUUUAGAAUUGAUACGGUUAACAUGUAUUCCAAGGGUACCGACUUACCUGAUGCUCCUGUUAUCGAUCAAGGUAUCUUCGAGCAACCCGCUUCAAGCCUAUUCUGCAAUGGCCCACGAAUGCACGAGUUCCUCCGCGAAAUGAACACCCAGGUCCUCUCCAAAUAUGACACCAUGACCGUCGGCGAACUCCCCGAUACCCCAGACCCCAAACACGUCCUCCGAUAUGUCAGUUCAGGAGACAAGCAGCUCGACAUGAUAUUUCAGUUCGACAUUGUCGAUUUAGGAGGCGGCAAGAUACAUAAAUACGAGUACGAAGGCUACCAGCUCUCAGAGAUGAAGGCAAUAAUCGCUAAAUGGCAACAAUUCAUCGACGGUAGCGAUGGCUGGACAACCGUUUUCUGUGAAAAUCACGAUCAAGGCCGUUCAGUCUCGCGAUUUGCAUCUGAUGCCCCCGAAUGGCGGGAACGUUCUUCCAAGCUGCUGGCAAUAAUGAUGUGCGCCAUGACCGGUACACUAUUCAUCUACCAAGGGCAAGAAAUCGGGAUGAUCAAUGCUCCCACCGCAUGGCCCAUCGAAUAUUACAAGGACAUCGAGGCGCUCAAUUAUUACCAUUCCGUUGCGAAGCGAACAAAUAAUGACACGGAGGCUUUAGCACACGUUAUGAAAUCCAUUCAGAUCCUCGGACGAGACCAUGCUCGUUUGCCAAUGCAGUGGGAUUCCACUCCUUAUGCUGGUUUCACGGGUAAAAAGGACGGGGCCUGGAUGCGUACCCAUGACCUGUACAAGGAGAUCAACGUCGCGUCCCAACUAAACGCCCCGGACUCUGUCCUCAAUUUCUGGAAGAAGAUGCUGCAGACAAGAAAAGCGCACAAAGACCUUUUCAUCCACGGCCGCUUCGAAACUUUCGAUAUGGAUAAUCAGGAGACUUUCGUAUUUGGCAAGACCUUUGGCCAAGACCGGGCAGUUGUGGCGUUGAAUUUCACGGAUAGCGAACAGCCGUUCAAGAGGCCGCAGGGGCAGGGGAAGAUGCAGUUGCUGGUAAGUAAUGUAGGGGGUGUUGAUGGGACAGAGGAUAUACUAUUACCGUAUGAAGGGAGAGUUUACCUUGCGCUUUGA